AUGAAUUUCGCUAGACAAACCAGAUUAUUUUCCUCAUCCGCAAGAAACUGGGGUACCAAGGUUUUCAUAACACCUUCAAUUGGAGGUGUUAAGCAAUCUCCAAUCAAGUUUGAAUUAUAUGAUGAAGUUGUUCCAAAGACUGCUGAAAACUUCAGAGCUUUAUGUACCGGAGAAAAAGGAUUUGGAUAUGCUAACUCUAUCUUCCAUAGAGUGAUUCCAAACUUUAUGUUGCAAGGUGGUGAUUUUGAAACUGGUAAAGGUUACGGGGGAAGAUCAAUUUACGGGCAAAAAUUCCCAGACGAAAACUUCCAAAAGAAACACGAAAAGCCAGGUUUAUUGAGUAUGGCUAAUGCUGGACCAAAUACUAAUGGUUCUCAAUUCUUCAUCACAACUGUUCCAUGUCCAUGGUUAGAUGGUGCUCACGUUGUUUUUGGUGAAGUCAUUGAAGGUAUGGAGACAGUCAAGAAAAUUGAAGCUCAAGGUUCUGGUAGUGGUGCUCCACAAUCUUCUAUUGUCAUCGAGGAAUGUGGUGAACUUAAGGACAAUUAA
Molecule: messenger RNA, 549 nt
Organism: Debaryomyces fabryi
Lineage: Eukaryota; Fungi; Ascomycota; Pichiomycetes; Serinales; Debaryomycetaceae
Gene: CPR3
Product: peptidylprolyl isomerase
Exons: 1
Coding region: 1-549 (182 amino acids)
Biological process (GO): protein peptidyl-prolyl isomerization; protein folding
Molecular function (GO): peptidyl-prolyl cis-trans isomerase activity
Source: RefSeq, a predicted model, not a curated record